AUGGAGCGUGACAGCCGGAGAGACCGUGGCCAGUGGCGUGGUUGCCACACCUUCAAGGAUAUCAUCUGCGAGGGUGACGACCCUAGUCGACGUGUCCCCCGCUCGGGUGGCCUUAAGAUGGGCAACACCUACUACUACUAUUACGAGCUUGACGGUUCGACAGAGACUGACGAUCCGACCAUGCCGUCCACCACCGCCUGCCCCUACCUUCCUGGACAACGUGUCAACAAGCUCUGGGUGCCUCUCGAGCAGUCUGGCCGCGAGCGCUGUGCGUCUGCUGGCUCAGUUCACAGCAGUGACUACCAGACCUUGAACCCCGACGACCGUUUUACUACGCCACAGCAGCGACCUGUUACGCCCGUCGUCCGCCUAACGGCAGCUGAGCCCGAGACGGCCAUUCUUCCACCACCGCCACGGGCGUCAUCGCCAUCGCCCAAAUUGUUGCCACCGUGCAGUGCACCCAACAGCACGUCUGCAGCAGCUGCUUCUACUUGGUCGCCACGCCGCCUGUUUCGGAGGCCCAGCCCUGCGCGGAACGUGACGGGAGGAGACAGCAGCCAUGACGGGGCUCUCUCAACGACAUCGCGAGCCCCUCGCCUUAUUUCCUGGGCAUCAUCGUCAUCUCUAUCUUCCCUGCGCCGCUCUGCCGCCCCUCCGUCUGUGCACUCGGUCCGUUCUACAAGCUCGUCGCAAGGGGGCAGCCGCUCACGAGAUAUCUCGCCAGAAUCUCUGCGCCGCUUCUUAGUUGAAGAUGCGCCGCCCAAAGAUGGCAUUACAAACUCGACCGCCGCCUCUGCUACUGCUGCUGAUGCUGACGACGAAGCAAACGACGACGAACACAACUUUGCUACGUCGGCUGUAUCAGAGACGGCUCCCUUCACAAUUUUGUCGCCUCCUCCCCCUCCGCGGCCUUCGACACCGGUGCCAUUCUCGCUAAUCGGAGACCGCAGUAUCAGCAACGAGACUGCAACACUUCCCAUGGUCCCGACGCGAGCUGCACCUUCCAUUCCGCCGACGGCAGACAGAGAUGCUUGCCUGCAGCUUGGCAGCUCCUGGCUGUCGCUGUCACCAGCGAUGCAAGCCACAUCACCGCCCUUGCCGGCGCUCUCGUUCCGGUCCCACGGCCCACACGGCAGUGUUUCAUCAGCGUCCUGCUCCAUCUCUCAGUCGGAGACGGAAGAUGAUGAGGAUGUUGACAUUGACCACGAAGCCUUUCUGCUCCCUCCUCGCCAUGUCUACGGCCAGCAUAGCAGCAGGCUUCUAGCAACCGCUAGCAGCAGCGGCAGCAGCAAGGCGGCCCAGGAGCACCACAGCCAUAUCGUCGUCGCGGAUUCUUCGUUCCCUGACACAAACAGCACAUCUACGCUGGUCCCCGGUGGCAGACUGUUCGACUUGACAGAAGAGCUAGGCUGGAUGGCAUCAGCUAUCCAGGGGUAA
Molecule: messenger RNA, 1437 nt
Organism: Grosmannia clavigera kw1407
Lineage: Eukaryota; Fungi; Ascomycota; Sordariomycetes; Ophiostomatales; Ophiostomataceae
Exons: 2
Coding region: 1-1437 (478 amino acids)
Source: RefSeq, a predicted model, not a curated record